AUGGGUGUAGAGAUCAGGGUUGUUUCAAACUUUGCCAAUGCUAUGUCCCUAAGACUUGCUGACAUGGAGGGAAGUACUCAGUGUGACUGGUCCUAUGGAAAAUGUGGCCCAGCCAGGACACGCUCCGAUUAUCCCGAGGCGCGAAGCCGAGCUGCUCCUCGUCAGCCCGCGCAGCUUCUCCCUUUCUGCAGAACUUCCCCGCGCACCCCGGGAGGCGACGCUCCGCCAGAUCCCGGCGGUGCUGCCGCGGCAGCUCCAUGCCGCGGCUUCGGGCCGCCCCGGCUCCUCCCCUCGCGGUGUGCGAGUGUGUGUGUGUGUGCGUGCGCCGGGGCCGCCGCCGCCGCCGUGCCUGCCUCUCCCAGCCAGGCAGCCAGCCGCGCCGCGCUGCUGGCGGCGGCCGGAGCGGGCGGCGGCGGCGGCGCUCGGCGAGCCCCGGGCGGCUCCGCGCGGCCCCGCGGCGGCCGCCGCUGCCCAUGCCGGCCGGGCUGCCCUAGCCGCGCCGGCUCUGCUCAGCUCUGCUCGGCUCGCAGCGGGGCGGGGAGGGGGCAUCACUUCUCUGAGUCUCCCCACCAGAUCGUUAUGGACCUAUUCGACUUUUUCAGGGACUGGGACUUAGAGCAGCAGUGCUGCCUCCUUCUUCUCCUCCCUGCUCGCUUCCCCGGUGCCUUAGCCUUUGUUGACGGGCGAAGAGCCCGGUACCCGCCGGGGAGUGGGUCCGUGCUGCACUCUCAGGGAACCGCGCUGGGGCAGCCGCCGGCCGGCUCCCUCCACGCUCCGCAGCUGCGCAGCGCUCCGCAACCGCGUCGCGGGCUCCGGCUGGUGGGGGGCAACUCGCGAUCCGCCGGCGGCGGGGGACGAAGUUGUCACUAUGAACAGGACCGGAGUGCACUUAAGCGGAAAGAAUGGGAGAGAAGAAACCAAGAAGUCCAGCAAGAUGAAGAUCUCUUUGCUUCAGGCUUUAACCUCUUUGGUGAACCCUACAAGACAAAUAAAGGCGAUGCCCUUGCAAACCGUGUCCAGAACACAUUGGGAAAUUAUGAUGAAAUGAAGGACCUGUUAACCAACCAUUCCAACCAGAGCCACCUUGUAGGAAUCCCAAAGAAUUCUGUCCCACAGACACCCAUUGACAAAAAUGAACAGAACUUUUUCCCGGAACCAAGAAACAGGAUGAUCCCAUCUCAUCAAAUCAGUGGCCACUCAUCCACAUCAAUGCCUCCACCUUCUUCAUUGUCAUCCAACUCCACUUUGCUGCACAGUCACCAGAGCAGCCGGAAGUCGAGGACAGACUGGGCACGUGGUGGUCACAACUCUAGUGGGGCUCAGCCAAGCCAAUCUGGUAGUCAGCAGAGUCGGACAAAGCAUAGCUCUUCUCAUGACCAGCCACAAGGCAGAUAUGAAGACCUCUAUAAUUGUCAGAGUGAGCAGCACAAAACUGGAGGAACCGAGGAAGCAAAUUCAAUGGCAGCAUCUUCACAUUCAAGGAGGCAUACUCAUUCCAAGUCGGCACCUGGAGAACAUGCUUACAAAGAGAACAGUCACUCGAAGUCACCCACAGAGCUUGAAUUUGUAGGUCACGGUUCUGGAUCUCCACUUCCUUCCACUUCUUUGUUAUCGGCGAACAACGGUCUUUCAACCCAGAACUUCCCACCAGGACUUCACUGUAAAACCAGUAUGGUCCAGCAAAAGCCUACAGCGUAUGUCAGGCCUAUGGACGGUCAGGACCAGGUACCCAAUGACUCACCAGAACUGAAACCUCCAAUAGAAAUUGAGAAUGGAUAUGGAAAUCAGUCCUUCGGUACACUGCUGGAAGGAAAAGCGAAUGCACCUAGUUCGAAGAACAAAGUACCAAAGCUCAACAUUCCUCCUGUUAGUGAAGUUACCCUUCCCAAUGACUCCAGCUGUGUGGAAGAAAUAUUACGGGAGAUGACCCAUUCCUGGCCUCCUCCUCUUACUGCUAUUCACACUCCAGGCAAGGCUGAGCAGACCAAGUUUUCUAUCCCAAGCAAGGACUCCCAACAUCUGACCUCAGGAUACAAUGUACAAAAGUGGAGUGAUCCAGCAGGAAAAGUUGCAACUAAGUCAGUGCCACAAAAGUCAAUGCUUGAGGAUGAUCUGAAACUCAGCAGUGAUGAAGAUGACAAUGAACAGGCUGCUGAAAAGACGAAGCUGAGAAACAUUCCUGUAAAAGCAACACUUAAAAAAGACAAGCAGCAUACUGACACCAGAGGAUCUUCUCCCCACAGCAGCCUGCCAGUGCCAGCGGCACACUCAACUGGCUUGGCCCAUUCCAGUGGUGGCUCCGGCAGCUCCAGUGAGUCCGAGAGCAGCUCUGAGUCCGACUCCGACAGUGAGAGCAGCUCCAGUGACAGCGAGUGCAACGAGGAGUCACGCAGUGCCACACCAGAGCCUGAACCUCCCUCUACAAACAAAUGGCAGCUGGAUAAAUGGCUAAAUAAAGUGAACCCCCACAACAAGACCAUCAUCAACAAUCAAAAUGAGCCUCACAGCGAGACCAGCUCCCAGGCCCAGAGCAACCAGCAGGCUGAAGGGCCAAACAAAGGGAAGCUCAACAGCAGCCUGCCCCCAGCCGAUUCCAAAGACCGGGCAAUCCUUAGUCCCAUCCGAGAGAAAGCCAAACCACGGGUUGCCCAGAAAACCCCAGAGGCAAAAAGCUCCAAGCAGAAGUCACCAGCUCAUAAUGAGCCAACUUCACAAAGGACUACUGGGAAAAAGCAACCCAAAAAGGUAGAAAGGACUUCCAGUGUAGAAGAGUAUAACUGGCCCAAACCAAAUAAUACCAGCAACACUCCCAAAGAAAAAGAAACACAGGAACCCCCCGAGCAGCCAAAGGUUCGAACUAAAGCAGCAGUUGGGAAGACUGCUCCAAGGAAAGAACCCCGAACUAGCACAGGUCUCGCUUCAGAGAAGAAAAAGUACAGAGGUCCCAGCAAAAUUGUCCCUAAGUCCCGGGAAUUCAUUGAAACAGAUUCAUCUACUUCUGACUCAAAUACAGACCAGGAGGAGAGCUUGCAGGCUAAGAUAUUGCCAGCUUGCACUGGGUCUGGCAAUGGUGUCAAAGUGAAGGACACUGGCAGUAACAUCCUCAGUGUAAGUAGUUUAACUAGCAAUAGCAGCAGCACGUCCAUUGACCAGACCAGCAACGACUUGGAGGAGCAGCUCUUUUCUCCUAUCCCAAUCGUACAAAAUGAACUUCUGUCCCCACUGAGAGAAUAUGAAGAACUCAAAUCUCUGUGGGUGAAAAUAGACCUUAGUUUACUCUCUAGGAUACCUGGACAAGAGCCUUUUGAGACCACAUCUGUGAAAAGUGAACCAAGAGAGGCAAAUGUGAAACACAGGCGACCAUCUCGAGAGUCCCCUACCCCAGCAGCUGAAAAACCACCCACAAAAUCCAAAAGGAAACACAAGCAGACAGAAAGCCUGGAUACCUUUGUUGAAAGCAAGAAGCAGCGCCUGGAGGAUCCUUCAGCUUCAUGCCUGCUCCCACCUUGUAUCUCUCCAAUACCGAAUCACAGAUUGACCAGCACUAAAGAGAGCAACAGUAAUUCAGUGAAGAAGGUGGCAAAGAAAAAAGAAGAGAAGCUGUUCCCUCCUCCUUUAUCCCCCCUCUUGGAUGAGCCUGUGCACCGGCGGCACAGUGUUGAAAACAGCUCCUUCAACCAAGAGAACAGUAUCACAAGCACCUCUCAGACCAGCAGUUCUUCCUCCUCUGUUUCUAAACACAGAAAGAAUGAAAAUAAGUCCUCUUCUAACCCCAAAGGAAUCUGUGAGGAAGAAUCUCACAAUACACCAACAGCCAACACCCUUCUUGACACCAGCCACCUAGAAACAGACAUCUGGUCUGCAAUGCCAAUGCUUUCUAAUGGGAAUUCUGAGCCCAGAAGACCCAAAAUAACAUUUGAUGAUGUGCUUCACAAUGCGGAUUAUUACAUGCAAGAGGCUAAGAAGCUAAAGCAUAAAGCUGAUGCAUUGCUGGAGAAGUUCGGCAAAGCAGUGAAUUAUGCUGAUGCUGCCCUCUCCUUCAUCGAGUGCGGGAACGCUAUGGAGCGAGAUCCAUUAGAAGCUAAAUCUCCAUACACCAUGUACUCGGAGACUGUGGAACUCAUCAGGUAUGCAAUGAGACUUAAGAAUUUCACAGGCUCUUCUGCCACGGAAGGAGACAAGAAAUUAGCAGUUUUAUGCUACCGAUGCUUAUCACUUCUCUACUUGAGAAUGUUUAAACUAAAGAAGGACCAUGCUAUGAAGUACUCCAGAUCUCUGAUGGAAUAUUUUAAGGAUUGUACAAGGUGCUACACAGGCGUGAAAGGCAAAAUGAGUAAGCAGAACUCUUCAAAAGCCUCACAGGCCCCCUCACCUUGGGGCGGCAAUGGAAAGAGCACAGAAACACCAUCACCCAUGUCCCUGAGCCCAUCCCCUGUCAGCUCUGCUGGAAGCAGUGCAGGGACCGCUGGCUCCUCCUCAGCAGGGACCAUCACCAUCCCUCAGCGUAUUCACCACAUGGCUGCCAGCCACGUCAACAUCACCAACAACGUCCUGCGGAGCUAUGAGCAUUGGGACAUGGCUGACAAGCUGACUAAGGAGAACAAAGAAUUCUUUGUAGACCUGGACUCAGUGAUGGGACCAUUGACACAACACAGUAGUAUGACCAAUCUGGUUCGUUACGUUCGCCAAGGACUCCACUGGCUCCGCAUUGAGGCUCAUUUGUUGUAG
Indicator indicator is the source of this 4728-nucleotide messenger RNA. RefSeq names its product ALF transcription elongation factor 2 (gene AFF2). Gene Ontology annotation, biological process: regulation of RNA splicing. The coding region runs from base 1 to 4728 and encodes 1575 amino acids. The record is from RefSeq and is a predicted model, not a curated record. Lineage: Eukaryota; Metazoa; Chordata; Aves; Piciformes; Indicatoridae. Gene Ontology annotation, cellular component: nuclear speck; nucleus. The transcript has 24 exons. Gene Ontology annotation, molecular function: G-quadruplex RNA binding.